Solanum pennellii is the source of this 811-nucleotide messenger RNA. RefSeq names its product 21 kDa protein-like. NCBI's taxonomy places the organism in Eukaryota, Viridiplantae, Streptophyta, Magnoliopsida, Solanales, Solanaceae. The record is from RefSeq and is a predicted model, not a curated record. Gene Ontology annotation, molecular function: enzyme inhibitor activity. Gene Ontology annotation, biological process: negative regulation of catalytic activity. The transcript has a single exon. Bases 95 to 715 code for a protein of 206 amino acids.
CAUCUCAUUCGCUCUCGAAACCCAUUCAUAGAAUUCUAACAAUUUCUCUCGCUCCUCAGAAGCACACAAACUUUAAUAAUAUCCCUCUCUACCAAUGGGAAAAAUUAGCAUUUCCCUUUUGCUCUUUCUUCUCUCUAUAGUGGUUGCAGUCGAGAGUACUAGUACUGGUCGACUGCAUCCACGCCUCCCUACCUUUGUGGAGACUCAAUGUAGAAAAACUCGUUAUCCGGAACCUUGUGUGACAUUUUUAUCCAACUAUGUGAAUCCAACAUCACAAGAUCCUCAAGAAAUUGUUCAUGCGGCCUUGAAAGUAAGCCUAGUUAGGGCUAUACAUACAAAAACGUACAUAAAAAAUGUCCUCAAGGAGCAUAAUAAGCAAAUGAAGGCUAAAGAUCAUCAAGCAAUAAAAGAAUGUUUAGAUGAAAUCUAUGAUGGUAUUUCCCAACUCACAAACUCAGUCAUAGAGCUUCAAAAUUUGAAUUUAAAUGGACAAGAAGAGUUUGUAUGGCAUCAAAGCAAUGUUCAAACUUGGCUUAGUACAGUAUUGACUGAUGCUUACACUUGUUUGAAUGGUCUAAAUUCAGGCCAUUCCAAGGGUGGUAAAGUGAUGGCUACAAUUAAAGCUAAGGUUCUUAAUGUUGCACAAGUUACUAGCAAUGCUUUGGCUUUGUUUAAUGGAUUUGCUUCUAAAUAUAAGUCUUCUCAUCAUGGCUAGGCUAGCUAUAAAAAAAAAUAAACAUUAAUUAUAUAGUGUUGUCAUAUAUGGUAUGUGUAUUUGUCAUUUAAUUAUUCAUUGAUUUCAUGGGUUUAA